Molecule: messenger RNA, 1873 nt
Organism: Pygoscelis adeliae (Adelie penguin)
Lineage: Eukaryota; Metazoa; Chordata; Aves; Sphenisciformes; Spheniscidae
Gene: NCAPH
Product: non-SMC condensin I complex, subunit H
Exons: 15
Coding region: 1-1788 (595 amino acids)
Biological process (GO): mitotic chromosome condensation
Cellular component (GO): condensin complex
Molecular function (GO): chromatin binding
Source: RefSeq, a predicted model, not a curated record
AUGACCGAGAUCCUGAAACAGAAGGACUCUGAACUGACCAACUUCAAGGUAGCAGCUGGCACGCUUGAUGCCAGCGCGAAGAUUUACGCCGUGCGCGUGGAUGUGGUCCAUGCAGAUACCUACAGAGUUCUUGGAGGCUUGGGCAAGGACUUGACACCUAUGAAAAAAGUGGACAGCCCAGAAGGAGAAUACAGUCCAGCUCCUGAGACUGUCAAGAGAGUUCAGACAAAGAAAAAGCACUCAUUCAAAACCAUCGAGCAGAACUUGAAUAACAUCAAUGUGUCGGAGGCUAAUCGCAGAUGUGAGGUUGAUCCCAUGUUCCAGAAAACAGCCGCGUCUUUUGAUGAAUGCAGCACAGCUGGCAUUUUCCUCACCGGGCUGCAUACCCAAAGCUGCCACAGUGAGCUCCUCUUUGACUCGAAGAUCAUCCCUCUCCCUUCUUCAGAGACGCUCACGCUGCCAAACUCUCAUCCUGUGAAAGUGAUAGAUUUAAAGCCCCUGCUAGCGCAGUGCGUUGAAAAACGCCCCAUCUGCUCUUCGCUGGCUGGUUUCCAGUUUACAGAGUGGGAUGCUGAAUCCCACGAUGAGUCGGUGUCAGCCCUGUUGGAUAAAUUUAAGAAGAGCGACCAAGUGUUCGAUAUCAAUGCGAAGAUAGAUAGCAAUGUGGAAGACUACGUUGCCACCCUGCCAGAUGACGACUUCAAUUCUGACUCCCCCAGGAGUACAGUAGCGGACAAGAUUGGGGAAUUCACAGAAAACCUCCACGCCUUUGGAACAGUCCACAAGAGCAAGACAACUGAUGCGGUUCCUUUUGGAGAGGGAGACAUCGGGACAAUAUGCCUUCAUCUCUCCAUGAAACCAGGGGAAUACUCCUACUUCAGUCCCCGAACUCUGUCAAUGUGGGCUGGCCCAGAGCACUGGCGUUUCAAACCUCGACACAAAUCAGAUGCUGACUCUGAAAAAGAGACCAAGAAAAGGAGUGCAAAGAAGGCGUUUGAAAUUAACUUUGAUGAGGAUGUUGACUUUGAGGCGUAUUUCCGUAAGACCAAGGCAUCUGUAACUCUAGCCAAAUCCAUUCUGGAAAGCCAGAAUGUGAAGAGCACCACGCUUCCCACAGACUUCAACUAUGACCCUAACAACAUUCUCCAGCUGUUCAUCAAACCAGCUGUUAAGCUCUGCAGGACAUCUGAGAGGGACAGCUCAUUGGAUCACGAAGAUGAGAUCGGCGAGUAUGAUUACAACAACCCCAAUGACACCUCCAAUUUCUGCCCUGCGUUGCAGGCUGCAGACAGCGAUGAUGAUAAUGACCCCAUUCAAUUCACGGGCCAGAUGGGGGAGUUCAACCUUACCACCCACCCUGAGGGUCAAGACGCUGAGCUCGACAGGGUUUUCGGCGAUGGCGAUAUCACGGUGUACGGAGAGCUGAACCUCAUUGCUGAGCCCCAGAAGGUCAAUAAGAUAGAAAUUCAGUAUGCAAAGACAGCCAAGAAAAUGGACAUGAAGAUGUUGAAGAAAAACAUGUGGGAUCUCUUGACUGAGGGACAGAAGAAAGAAACAGUGGCAGAGGUGGAAGAUGCAGAGAAAGAGAAGGACAUAUCAGCGGUAGUGGGCGAGAAGGUCUUCAGCAGCAUCACAAAGGAACUGCUUCACAGGCUGCCUUCCGUGAUGGCUAACAAUCUGUCUGUCCCGUUAGCCUUCGCCUGCCUCUUGCAUUUGGCAAAUGAGAAGAAUCUGAAGCUGGAGGGCACGGAGGACCUGUCUGAUGUCCUAGUGAAACAAGGCAACUGAGCCCUGUGCGGAGCAGACCACCGGGGCUGACCCACAGGACAGAGCUCAGCUUCCCAGCUGACCGGUGCUCGCUCUGGACUAUCUC